CCCAUUUAAAGCCCAGCCCGGGAACGCCCCGGAGCAGUGGAGGCCACGCGCAGCCCCGCCAUGGGGGACACCUUCAUCCGCCACAUCGCCCUCCUGGGCUUCGAGAAGCGCUUCGUCCCCAGCCAGCACUACGUGUACAUAUUCCUGGUGAAAUGGCAGGACCUGUCCGAGAAGGUGGUCUACCGGCGGUUCACGGAGAUCUACGAGUUCCACAAAACGUUAAAGGAAAUGUUUCCUAUCGAGGCGGGGGACAUCAAGUCGGAGAACAGGAUCAUCCCCCACCUGCCAGCCCCGCGGUGGUUUGACGGGCAGCGCGCCGCCGAGAGCCGCCAGGGCACGCUCACCGAGUACUGCAGCGCGCUCAUGGGGCUGCCCACCAAGAUCUCCCGCUGCCCCCACCUCCUCGACUUCUUCAGGGUGCGCCCUAACGACCUCAAGCUCCCCGCGGACAGCCAAGUGAAAAAGCCAGAGACUUACCUGAUGCCCAAAGACGGCAAGAAUAACAUAGGAGACAUCACGGGCCCCAUCAUCCUGCAGACCUACCGCGCCAUCGCUGACUAUGAGAAGACCUCGGGCUCCGAGAUGGCUCUGGCGUCCGGUGACGUGGUGGACGUCGUGGAAAAGAGCGAGAGCGGCUGGUGGUUCUGCCAAAUGAAGACAAAGCGUGGCUGGGUGCCGGCGUCCUACUUGGAGCCCCUGGACAGUCCAGAUGAAGCGGAGGACCCAGAGCCCAACUAUGCAGGUGAGCCCUAUGUCACCAUCAAGGCCUACAUUGCUGCGUUGGAGGAUGAGGUGUCCCUGGAGGAGGGUGAAACCAUUGAGGUCAUUCAUAAGCUCCUGGACGGCUGGUGGGUCAUCAGGAAAGACGACGUCACCGGCUACUUCCCGUCCAUGUACCUGCAGAAGGCGGGCCAGGACGUAGCCCAGGCCCAACGCCAGAUCAAGAGCCGAGGGGCGCCGCCCCGCAGGUCGUCCAUCCGCAACGCGCACAGCAUCCACCAGCGGUCGCGGAAGCGCCUCAGCCAGGACGCCUACCGGCGCAACAGCGUCCGAUUUCUGCAGCAGCGCCGCCGCCUGGGGCGGCCCGGGCCGCAGAGCGCCGGGAGCCCGCUGUCAGAGGAGCAGCCGCAGCCGCAGAGCGACCGCGCGAAGCCGCAGCCGGCGGUGCCCCCGAGGCCCAGCGCGGACCUCAUCCUAAACCGCUGCAGCGAGAGCACCAAGCGGAAGCUGGCGCCCGCCGUCUGAGGCCAGGGCACCCCCUCCAGAGGGUGACCUGACCCCUCCGCCCGCUCCCGCCCGCUCCUUGUGUGCGUUUGUAUAGAGCCUGGCGUCUGAGCGCCGAGGGCAUCCCCGGGCCCCGCCCCACCUCGCUAUCCACCGCCCUCAAUAAAUGUUGCUUGGAGUGGACAGAGGCUCUGCAGAGAUGCGGGGCCGGUUGGGCUCCGCCCUUGGAAGUAUUUCUGGAAUUAAGUGAGGGCUGUGAAGUCUGCUAGGGGGAAGUUGCAAGAACCGAGGUCAGGUUGCAUACUGCCCUGGCCUUGGCCAAUACCAAGUUUGCACAACGCCAAGUGCAACAGGAACCUCUGGCCCCCACUGGCUGUUUGCACAGAAACUGCAAACUUGAACUCUGGCCCCACUGCAGAGGAGUCCUGAAGAAGGGUGGACACAGUCUGUGGUCAGGGGGAUCGGGAAGGUAGGUGACCUUGUUUGUGCACCUUAGUCGGCCGAUAAAAGAAUUGUCAUUUAGGUAUAGGGAGGGGGCACCUCUGAUUCUUCACCGAGAGCCUGUCCAGUUCGGAGUUGUACCAGAAAGCAAAUAUUCACUGAUGAACACGUCCUCACCACUCACUCCGGCACUGCUGCCAGCCCAUGGCCUCAGAGUCUUUGCGGGGGGGGGGGGGGGGGGGUCUUUCCCAAAAUGCAGACACACUACCAUGCAAACUGGAGCUGCAAAUCUUGCAAAAGAUGCAGCGUGUCACAAAGGCUGUGGGUGGCAGGGGGAGCUGUUCCCUCCUGGGAGAGAAGCCGCUAUGUGAGGAUGGGCAAGGCUGGUCCCGAGAGAGAAGAGAAAAUUGGCAAGGGGACCGAUGCCUCUGAAGAGAACUGUUUGACCGUCCAAGGGUUGAGAGAGGCCUUGAGAUAGAUAACCACUGUGCCCUUAACGAUUUUUGCAGACCCCUGUUUGCUGGAAGAGUCCAGCAACAACAACUGUCAUACAAAGCUGUGAGAAAGUUAACUACGGACAACCCCAACCCCCUUGCUUGUUCAGCUGCAAUUAUAACAAAAAUUAAACACAGUAUGAGAAAAUA
Messenger RNA from Equus caballus (horse), 2309 nucleotides. RefSeq names its product neutrophil cytosolic factor 1 (gene NCF1). Gene Ontology annotation, cellular component: NADPH oxidase complex; cytoplasm. Gene Ontology annotation, molecular function: protein binding; phosphatidylinositol binding; superoxide-generating NADPH oxidase activator activity. The record is from RefSeq and is a predicted model, not a curated record. NCBI's taxonomy places the organism in Eukaryota, Metazoa, Chordata, Mammalia, Perissodactyla, Equidae. Gene Ontology annotation, biological process: superoxide anion generation; respiratory burst.